Messenger RNA from Lymnaea stagnalis (great pond snail), 1577 nucleotides. Lineage: Eukaryota; Metazoa; Mollusca; Gastropoda; Lymnaeidae. The record is from the annotation of a GenBank genome assembly.
CCCAGAAAUCACCUUCGCCGUGGCUGAUGAUGAGACCAAUGCUAAACUUAUGGAGGACUUUGGUCUGUCAGAUUCAGGAGAGGAGAUCAACAUCGGAAUCUUUGGGGCUGACAAUAAAAAGUAUCGCAUGGAGCCCACGGAGGAGUUCGACACAGAGGAAAUUAUUGAGUUCUUAAAAAAGUUCAAAAAAGGUUAGUUUUCACUGGUCAGAAAAAUGGACUUCCUGAUAGAACAAAAAAGUCAUGAUGCAACUUAAACAGGAAAUCAGCUGAAUUCUCAGUCCCUAAUUUCUUACGUUUAUUAAAGUAGACGGACCCUUGGUAAGCGGGAUAGGCUAACUUUAAGUUUUAAAACUAGGGUAAAUUAAAGUUUUAAAACUAGGCUAAAUUAAAGUUUUAAAACUAGGCUAAAUUAAAGUUUUAAAACUAGGCUAAAUUAAAGUUUUAAAACUAGGCUAAAUUAAAGUAUUAAAGCUAGGCUAAAUUAAAGUUUUAAAACUAGGCUAAAUUAAAGUAUUAAAGCUAAGUUAAAUUAAAGUUUUAAAACUAGGCUAAAUUAAAGUAUUAAAGCUAAGUUAAAUUAAAGUUUUAAAACUAGGCUAAAUUAAAGUAUUAAAGCUAAGUUAAAUUAAAGUUUUAAAACUAGGCUAAAUUAAAGUAUUAAAGCUAAGUUAAAUUAAAGUUUUAAAACUAGGCUAAAUUAAAGUAUUAAAGCUAAGUUAAAUUAAAGUUUUAAAACUAGGCUAAAUUAAAGUAUUAAAGCUAAGUUAAAUUAAAGUUUUAAAACUAGGCUAAAUUAAAGUAUUAAAGCUAAGUUAAAUUAAAGUUUUAAAACUAGGCUAAAUUAAAGUAUUAAAGCUAAGUUAAAUUAAAGUUUUAAAACUAGGCUAAAUUAAAGUAUUAAAGCUAAGUUAAAUUAAAGUUUUAAAACUAGGCUAAAUUAAAGUAUUAAAGCUAAGUUAAAUUAAAGUUUUAAAACUAGGCUAAAUUAAAGUAUUAAAGCUAAGUUAAAUUAAAGUUUUAAAACUGUCAUUAAUAAGGCCUGACAACCCCUGAGGCGGCUCAUAUGUUGAAAAAAGCAACUAUCCUUUCUAUUAUCAUAAAGUUAUGAAUACACAAUUAAUUUCUCCUUUAAAUUUCUUUACUUUUUCUGUGGGCAAGCUGUACAUUUUUUGGACCCAUUUUUGUUUCUAGUAUUAUGAGUUGAUUUCAGUUAAUAAUUUCUUCAAUUUUUUUCAUAGCUGUUCCAAUGCCCUUGACCCGCUGACCCAAAUUUAAUUGGGCACUUGAUGUUUGAAACAUCACUGAUAUUUAUAGCUACAUCUUGGACAUAGAUCGUUUUUUACAGGUAAACUGAAGCCCCACAUCAAGUCACAGAGAGCUCCUAAAAAACAAACAGGGCCAGUAACUGUCGUAGUUGCCAACACCUUCAAUGAGAUUGUGCUUAAUCCAAAGAAAGACGUCCUCAUUGAACUCUAUGCCCCUUGGUGUGGACACUGCAAAAAGCUGGAGCCUAUCUACGCAGAGUUGGCCAAGAAGUUCAAAUCUGAGAAGAACCUGGUGAUAGCCAAGCUGGAC